AUGGAUCCCAAAUAUUUCAUCUCAAUUUUGUUUUGUGGACUCCUGAGCAAUAAUACAUUUUCCUCAGGGAUAGAGGCGAGUACAACAGAGAAACCGGUACAGCCUGCUAUAUUUAGCUCAUUAAUGUCCGAUGUCUUGGCCAAUUCUCAAAACACAACAGGGAAUCCUUUGACUCUACCAACACAAUUCAACAACCCUUCUUCUGGGCAGCCAAGAUCACUAGCCACAAUCACUGCUGGAGAACCAGUACCAGUUGCCCUUGCCUCUUCUGGAAAACCUGCUGUACAAAGUUCCACCAGACCACCACUUACCUAUAACACCAUCAAACAAUCUAUACCACCAGUGGCCAACACGUCCCCUGGACAGACAGCACUAUCAGAGUUCACUUCUGCUAGACAAUCGCCAACACAGUCUACCUCUGCUUCCACCCAGCAAGUAUCACCACCUGUUCACAUCUCGUCUACAAAACCAAUACCACCAACUGCUCAUGAUCUAGCCACACAACUAAUAUCAACUGUUAAAAAUUCACAGAGGAUCACGCCAGGAUUCACCUUUGAUGCCACCACUAAUAAAAAAACCUCACAUAAGACCAGUUCUAAUUCAACAGCUGCCAUAUUAAUUGGUGUAAUUCUGACUUUUAUGAUGAUAGUGAUAAUCAUGAUUGUACUAUGGAAAUGCUUGAGAAAGCCAGUUUUAAAUGAUCAAAACUGGGCAGGUAGGUCUCCAUUUGCUGAUGGGGAAACACCUGACCUAUGUAUGGAUAACAUUAGAGAAAAUGAAGUACCCACAAAACGUACAUCAAUUGCCUCACUUAUAGCCUGGAAACCAAGCAAGAACACACUUUCAGCAGACAAUUUAGAAAUUAAAUUGUUUGAAUCAAAUGAAAACAUUGAGGAUUCCAACAGCCUCAAAGCAGAGAAAACAAAAGACCAAGUAAAUGGUGCAUCAGAGGAUAGCGCUGACAGAUCAACAAUUGGCACUGCCGUUUCUUUGUCAGACGAUGCAGAUCUGCCUCCGCCACCUCCGCUUCAAGAUCUGGAAGGACAGGAGAGUGUCCACUCUGUCACAGCCCCAAUGACAACUCCCUCUCCUCUUCCAAAUGAUUCUACUAAUCUCCUGCCAUCUCCGGACUGUCUCAACCAAGCCUGUGAAGAUCAAAUGUCUUCACUUCCCCCAGACUCACCUAACUUACCCUUGCCACAGGCAGAUUUUGUGAAAAGUCAAGGAGACUGCAACAGUGAGAUCCAAUGUCAAGAGUUCCCGAUUCCCCUCGACUAUGCUCAAGAUCUUAACGAAUCCCUGCCACUGCCACCUGCGGAACUGUUAUAA
Molecule: messenger RNA, 1329 nt
Organism: Lepus europaeus (European hare)
Lineage: Eukaryota; Metazoa; Chordata; Mammalia; Lagomorpha; Leporidae
Gene: EVI2B
Product: ecotropic viral integration site 2B
Exons: 1
Coding region: 1-1329 (442 amino acids)
Biological process (GO): positive regulation of neutrophil differentiation; regulation of stem cell division
Source: RefSeq, a predicted model, not a curated record